Messenger RNA from Penicillium nucicola, 2289 nucleotides. Its product is annotated as WD40 repeat domain-containing protein. The transcript has 9 exons. The record is from RefSeq and is a predicted model, not a curated record. NCBI's taxonomy places the organism in Eukaryota, Fungi, Ascomycota, Eurotiomycetes, Eurotiales, Aspergillaceae. Gene Ontology annotation, cellular component: GID complex. Gene Ontology annotation, biological process: proteasome-mediated ubiquitin-dependent protein catabolic process. Gene Ontology annotation, molecular function: protein binding. The coding region runs from base 1 to 2289 and encodes 762 amino acids.
AUGUCGUGCAGAUACUAUGCUCUAUCUGAUUGCUGUAAAGUGUGCCUCUGUCAUCUGCCUGCUCUAGGUACGCAUUUAGAACGGAGAAAAGAGCCGGAUAUUAUCGUCAACGAAGAUGAUGUUCUACACGUCUACUGGGACAUUACUUCUGAAACAGAGGUGCAAGUGUUGCCACAAGUGCAGCCUUGGCCGCCGCUUGCACAGGUACAGCCUGAUCCGCAGUCACAGCCCAUGCUGGCUCACUCUUCACCUUAUCACCCCUAUAUCGCCUCCGACGACCCCGAUUCUCUUCCCUUGGUAGACAUUCCCGACUCCUCCGUUGCAACCCUUGCUCCAUCUGGCCGCCGCCGCCGUCGUCGUUCGAGUAGUCCCCUUGGUUCCGCAACGGCGGGGGUUACACUUCCCACACGCGAGGCCGCUACCCUCCCAAGUCGAUCGGAUAGUCGGUCACCCUCCCCCAAGCGCAGGCGCCUGGCAACCAUGCGUCCCGAUGGAAUCAAAACAGAAAAUGGCGUCUCUGAGGCCUCAAAUGGGUCCUUCCCGUCGACUCCGAGGAAAGUUGGUCUGAACGGGUCAAGCUCCAACGGGAGCUCCCAUACGAACGGUUCAAAGAAGCCGAGCUCGACCUACUACGGACAUAACCGGGAGGAGGUGUCACGGAUUCUGAUCCAAAGUCUCUAUGAGCUGGGCUAUACAGAAUCGGCAUCCAAAUUAAUAUCCGAGAGUGGUUAUGAGCUGGAAACGUCGGGCGUCGCAACCUUCCGAAAUGCGGUAUUGGGCGGAAGAUGGUCGGAGGCUGAGAGAAUCUUACUGCACUCAUUUCGAAAUAUUGGGUUACAACCGGAAGACCACAAAUUUGUACCAGAGGAGACUCUGGUAUUAGCGGAGGAUGCUGACAUGAAUGAGAUGCUGUUUUAUCUCCGGCAGCAGAAGUUCCUGGAACUACUCGAGACUCGCGAUCUGGCGUCGGCACUCGGCGUCCUUCGGCAAGAGUUGACCCCGUUGAAUUUUGAUGUAGAGCGUCUUCAUGCUCUUUCAAGUCUUCUGAUGUGCCCGACCGAAAUUCUACACGAACAAGCAGGUUGGGAUGGGCCUGUCAGCUCAUCCCGAGAGCGGCUCCUCGGAGAGCUGUCCAAAUCUAUCUCUCCCUCCGUUAUGAUCCCCCAGCAUCGCCUUGCCCACUUAUUAGAUCACGUCAAGCACACGCAAAUUAACAACUGUCUAUAUCAUAAUACCGCCGAGCCCCCAUCGCUCUACUCUGACCACAUGUGCGACCGAAAUGACUUCCCUCUGGAAGUGAGCGCACGGUUGAGCCAUCACUCCGAUGAAGUUUGGUAUUGCGAGUUCUCUCACGAUGGCACCAAGUUGGUCACUGCCGGCAAGGAUCACCAUGUGCUUAUCUAUGAUACAAGCGAUUUUUCAGUUUUGAGACGACUAACCGAUCACGAUGAGGGUGUUGCCUUUGCUAGUUGGAGCCCAGAUGACUCCAAGUUGAUUACAUGCUCGCAAGACAAAAAGGCUCGCGUAUGGAGCGUCGAGACGGGCGUUUGUCUGCUUACCAUCAACCACCACCGCCAACCAGUCACGGCGGCUGCUUGGGCUGCAGACGGAGAAUCCUUCGUGACAGCAUCUCUUGAUGCUGAAUCUCAACUUCGGCACUGGAGCAUGCGGGGCCAACCCUUGCACUCGUGGAAAGGUGGAUUCCGCGUACAAGACUGUGCCAUCAGUGCAGAUGGACGACGUCUUGUUGCGGCUGACACCGAAGCUAAAAUCCACGUGUAUAACUUUAUGACUUACGAGGAAGAAUACUCUCUUCCGCUACCUAGCAAGCCGACCUCGGUUGCCAUCAGCCAGGAUUCACUCCAUGUGCUUAUCAAUCUAGCCGAGGGGGAGAUUCAACUGGUGAACAUGGAGACUACCGCCUUGGUUCGUCGAUUCAGAGGCCAGAAGCAGGGCGAAUUUGUCAUUCGCAGCACAUUCGGUGGAGCCGCUGAGAACUUCAUCGUCAGCGGAAGCGAAGACUCCAAAGUCUACAUCUGGCACAAGGAGAAUGGCAACCUCGUUGAGACAUUGGAAGGACACGAGAAGGGCUGUGUGAACUCAAUAUCAUGGAAUCCACGAAACCCAGGAAUGUUCGCCUCAGCAGGCGACGACGAGUCACUGGUCCCGAGAAAACAAUCGUUCGCGCCCAACAGGGCCUGUCCGUGGGCUAUCAUCAAAUGGGUUUACGCGGACGAGUGCAUUGAGAUCUACCUCGACUUACUGAGACCAUCACCAGACCAGACCUGA